Molecule: messenger RNA, 978 nt
Organism: Candida albicans SC5314
Lineage: Eukaryota; Fungi; Ascomycota; Pichiomycetes; Serinales; Debaryomycetaceae
Exons: 1
Coding region: 1-978 (325 amino acids)
Source: RefSeq, a predicted model, not a curated record
AUGUUGAAUGCUGCAUCUAACUAUAUGUCUGGAUUGUACAAUAAGGAUACCAAAGUUAGACAUUAUAUAGAAAACUAUCUAGCCAAGUUCCCAAAAAGACUUGGCGAUGAUGAUAGGUCGCUCCUAGCUAAACCCAUUACGCUAGAAGAACUCACUUGUGAGUUAGAUGAAGCCCUGGGAGAUAAAACUCCUGGGGAGGAUGGUAUUUCCAUGAAAUGUUUAAAGAACCUUUGGGGUGUGUGUGGUCCAGCAUUGGUUAAGGAAGCUAAUAAAAUCCGGAAAACUGGUAAUCUACCCAAGGACUUUCAAAGAAUCAUAAUCACAUUAAUACCAAAACAUGGGAAUAGUAUAAAGGAAAUCAACAAUGUCCGUCCCAUUUUACUCAUCAAUUGUGCAUUACGUCUUAUAAGCAGUGUGGUAAAUAGACGUAUCCAAAAGGCAAUGAUAAAUUCAAAAAUAUGGCACAACAAUCAACAUGGUUUUAUUCCAGGGAGAACUAUACAAGAUGUCACACAAAAAUUAGCCACCACAAUCGAUGCCAUCAGGCGUCAUACCAGUAGCAACCAUGCAGUUAUUUUAAUCGAUUUCCGUAAAGCUUUUGACAACAUCAACUGUUUAUACUUGUUACUAACAUUAACAAAACUCAACAUCGAUGACGAUACCAUACGAUACUGUAUGGCAGUCACGGCGGACCAUUUCGGACAAAUUCAACUCAACAACCGGCUUUCGAGUCUGUUCAAAUUGGGAAAGGGAGUACGUCAGGAGAACCCUCUAUCGCCUGCACUUUUCAACAUAGGAUUGGAACCUCUUUUCCAUAAAAUUGAUCAAACAUUAACAGCAGUGAAAUUAGAAAAUGGGUAUUCUGUAAAUGUGUUGGCGUAUGCAGAUGAUAUAACAAUUUUCGUCGACAAUGAAGGGGGGGCUAACUUGUUGAGAAAAUUUUACACGACUUUGAAAAAAUUUCUGGUUUACAAAUAA